AACAACACUCACAGCACGUCAUGUCUAGUGCCAUCUACAGCGGGAACAAAUCCGACGAUAACUGCACCAAUGUGGACAGCCUGAUGAAACGCUACUACCUGCCCGUCAUGUACAGCGUCAUUUUCGUUGUGGGGCUGCUGGGUAACGUCACCUCCAUCACCAUCUACCUGAUCAAGCUACGACCCUGGAAGUCCAGCAGUAUCAUCAUGUUCAACCUGGCGUUGACAGAUCUUCUGUAUGUUCUGAGUCUGCCUUUCAUGGUCUACUACUACACCAACGGUGAAUCCUGGACCCUGGGCGACUUCAUGUGUCGCUUUCUGCGUUUCGGGUUCCACUUUAACCUAUAUGGUAGUAUACUGUUUCUCACCUGUUUGGCUGUGUUUCGAUAUGUCGUGACUGCGCAUCCUCUGAGGGCGGCGCAGGUGCAGCAGAAGAGGUGGGGUAUCUUGGCGUGCGCUUUGGUCUGGGCCAUAGCCGUGGCAGAGAUCGUUCCCAUGCUCACCAUGAUCACCAUGGAGACUAAAAACAACAAGACCCAGUGUUUGGACUUUGCUAGCGGCGACCCGGCUGUCCUGUGGUGGUACGGCUGGCUGCUGACCGUGCUGGGCUACCUGCUGCCCCUGGUGGUGGUGGUGGUGUGUUACGCCGGUGUGGUCCGUGAACUAGCCAAGGGGCCCCACACCCACAACCCUUGCCGGGUACGGGCACGCCGCCUCACAGUACUGAUCCUGGUGGUGUUCGUGGUGUGCUUCCUGCCAUACCACAUCCUGAGGAUCCUUAGAGUAGACACCAGGAUGAAGCCUGAGUCGUCAUGUAUGCUGGUGCACUGGGUCCACACCGCUUAUAUCGUGUCCAGGCCCGUAGCGGGGCUCAACACCUUCUUUAACCUGGCUCUGUACACCCUGGCCGGGGACAAGUUCCAGCAGGCCUUCCUCAGUGUGUUCCCCUGGGGCCCCUGGUGGACCAAGUUCAGGACUCACCUCAAACUCAGCCUGGCUGUCGUCAGUAAGCCCAGUAACACAGCUUCAGCCGAAAGGUCAGCAGCCACAGAUAUGGCAUGAAAUAUAAUACAGUGUUCUGUUUCAU
Molecule: messenger RNA, 1086 nt
Organism: Oncorhynchus nerka (sockeye salmon)
Lineage: Eukaryota; Metazoa; Chordata; Actinopteri; Salmoniformes; Salmonidae
Product: 2-oxoglutarate receptor 1-like
Exons: 1
Coding region: 21-1061 (346 amino acids)
Biological process (GO): G protein-coupled receptor signaling pathway
Cellular component (GO): plasma membrane
Molecular function (GO): G protein-coupled receptor activity
Source: RefSeq, a predicted model, not a curated record